AUGAAUACAAACAUAGCAUACUAUAGUGCAAUGCUAGAGACCGAGAGUCAGGGUUCACCAAUCACAAAGGAGCUUUGGCAUGAAGGAGAUAAUAGAACGCUAUCAAAGCAUGCAAAAGAUGUUCGAGCUAACAACCCCUCAGCAGAACAGAAUAUGCAGGAAACUUUUGGGGAAGGCUUAGUUUCGUGCACGGUUGAGGAACUGCAGCAGUUGGAGCGCCAAUUAGAACGAAGUGUGAACUGCAUUCGAGCAAGAAAGAUGCAAGUGUUCCAGGAACAAAUUGAAAAAUUAAAAGAAAAGGAAAAAGUCCUGGAAGCUGAAAAUGACAAGUUAUUGGAGAAGUGUGGAGCAGAGCCUCCACAGACAUCAAAAGAGAACACAGAGAUUGUGCCUUGUACAGAGAGUAGCGAAGUUUCAGAUGUGGAGACUGGGCUAUUUAUUGGACCACCGGAGAGAAGAAAUAAGCUAGUGUUGAAGAACUGACGACCUAGCCAGAUGAAGACUCUUCUCUGCAGCGAGCUGACUGCUUAUUAUGACGAUUGUUUCAAUGUCAAAUAUGAAAUAGCCUAUAGCUGCUAGACUGUGGAAAGCAAGAAUCGGAGAGCAUUAUUACGCCUCAAGAGUGAUAAACGAACCUGUGAUUGCAUUAUUGUUGUUAGUUUUAUUAAUUUUGGCAUCGUAUUCCCAAUGGAAUACGAUCAAGAAAAUCUUUCAUAGGGUCUACCCUGAGGUAUAUUAAUAUAUCUAUUUCGCCACUGAAUGGGCUUUAAAAUUUUCUCUU
Coffea arabica (coffee) is the source of this 781-nucleotide messenger RNA. The record is from RefSeq and is a predicted model, not a curated record. Lineage: Eukaryota; Viridiplantae; Streptophyta; Magnoliopsida; Gentianales; Rubiaceae.